Messenger RNA from Ostertagia ostertagi, 552 nucleotides. NCBI's taxonomy places the organism in Eukaryota, Metazoa, Nematoda, Chromadorea, Rhabditida, Trichostrongylidae. The record is from the annotation of a GenBank genome assembly.
AUGCUACUGCUGCUGCAUUUGCUCAAAGACCACCAGCAGAGCAAAAACCAAGCCAACCAACAACAACAACAACAUCAGCAACCGAAAAGAGAGGAAAAGAAGGAUAAUACGCGCCCAAUCAGUAGUACACCAGUGAGCGGUACCGCGUGGUGUGUGGUGUGGACCGGCGAUGGCAAGGUGUUCUUCUACAAUCCAUCAACGAAAACAUCGGUAUGGGAAAGGCCUCCAGAAAUGUAUGGAAGAGCUGAUGUUGAUCUGCUUGUAAGCAAGUGUCCUGAAGUAAAGAAAGGUUCGCUUUCCUUUUCAAUGGCAGGGAAUAUGAAAGAUGAACCAGAGAAGCCUGCUCGAGAGGGUGGUGAGUCUGAUUCUGGGUCCGAUGAUGAUGAUGACGGUGAAGGACCACCGAAAAAGAAGAGUCGAUCUGAACGCAAAAAGGAGGCUCUGUUGGCGCAGCAGAAAAAGGAGAAGGAAAAGCCUGUUCGGCAAAUGCUUGAAAAGCCAGUGGACCCAGCUGUGGCAGCAGAGUUGCAAGCUCAGCGUGAUCGCGAGAAA